Paramecium tetraurelia is the source of this 2448-nucleotide messenger RNA. RefSeq lists its product as uncharacterized. The transcript is spliced from 7 exons. The record is from RefSeq and is a predicted model, not a curated record. Lineage: Eukaryota; Ciliophora; Oligohymenophorea; Peniculida; Parameciidae.
AUGAGCAAUAAUCAGUACAAUAAUAAAAAGUUGGCUCCUUUCAAAAGACAGAGAGAUACUCUCAAGGAGGAAUUAAAAAAGCUCUAAUAAGAAUAAGCAGACGAGGAAAAAUUGAAUGACAAUUAUUUUGACGAAAUUGGUCGAGUGGAAAAAGAAUAUGAAUCUUUGAUCAAAUAAAUUGAACUCUAUAACAAACAUAAUCAUACAUUAAAAGCAAUUGGUUAAAUGGAUCAAAAUUAAGGUUUGGAUGAGACAAUAGAGAAAAAUGUAAUUUAAACAUUAAAUCUAUUUCUUCUGAAUACAAGCAAAAAGGAGUAUUUAGAAAGUAUUUAGGAAUAAGAAAUAUCAAAGAAACAAUUACAAAGUGGAAAUCUCAUUAUGACCUAAAUUUAGCCCAAUGAUGAAAAACAAAUAAUCUAAGAAGUUGAAAACACUAUUCUUGAAGAUGGAUAUUAUGUGUCUUUGAAAUAGGGCUGCAACUCCUUGGUUGUUAAAAUACCAGGGACAGUACGCACAUUCAAGGAGUUAAAAUAAAUUGUAAAAUCGUGUUUUAUGGCAGAGGAGAAAGAGAUAUUUUAUACAGAUUUAAUGGGAAAUGUAAUUUAACCGGAUAUGAUUAUUUUGGAUCAACUUUACCCCUCGAUUUAUGAGUUGCUUAAAAAUUAUCAACCUGUCAUAGGAAUUAAAAUCAUUAAAUAAAAAAAAAUUAGAGAAGACACAAAAAAAACCGAAGCAGAUUUUAUGUUUGAUGGAGCCACCUAAGAAUUAAUGACUAAAUAGCUAAGAUCAACUAAGAGAAUUUAAAAAUCUAUUAAUUGGUCUAAAUACAUGGAUUACAUGACCAAUCUCAAGUACAUUUUGGAAUCUAUUUUAUUUGUCUCACUUUUAAUUUUAUAUGCAAUUAUUGAAAUUAGUGAGUUAGACUUUUUCACAAACUCUUAAUUACUUUUAAACUAGAGCUUAAACAUGGCAAUCUAAAAGUCCUACAUAUCUCCAAUUACUAACAUAUCCUAAAUCAUUUCCUUAUCAAUCCCCAAUGGAUCAGCCCAUGGUUUGAGUCCGACCUAUCCUCUUCAGUCGGGUCUACUUAUUCAAACUCUUGUUGGUAUAGAUAACUUCAAUAAUUGCAAUAUUUUGAAUGAAAAUCAAAAGCAAAUGUACUUGGAUAAUAAUUAAUCCUGUUUGAUGUUUGACAUAACAUAGACCAGUUAAUUAAAUCAAAGUUACACUAAAUUAAAUUUUGACCCUAAAGUCUAUAACGAAUAAUUCGGAGGCUAUGUUUGGGAAUUUAAUUUAAGCUCAAGAGAAUCCUUUUAAGAGAGUUAUAAUUAAAUGAUUUCAGAAGAGUGGUUAUAAUAUAAUAUCAAACAAUCUCAAUUUUUGUUGAAUUAUUAUAAUGGUCCUACUUAGAGAAUUAUAUAGGUAUGUAUCACUACGCUUUAUUUAUUCAAUGACCGUCUCAUGAAUUACAAUAGCUUUUAAGCGGAAGGUUUUAAUUUAAAAGAAAUUCCAGAACAAGUCCUAAUAAACAAAGACAUUAUAUUUUAUUGUUCGAUUGUCCUAUUGAUUUCAUCCUUUUUUGAUUUCUUUGGCUUAUACCUUAUAGGGACUAAAAAUAAUCUGAUCGUGAUCUACCUAUAAUACUAAGAAUUACUGAACAGGAAGAAAAAAUUGGAGGCUAAAAAAAGGUAGAUAACCGAAAGUGAUUAAAAGGAUCUAUAGUAGAAGGAGUUGAUAGUGGGAGAAUAUGCAAUAAUUAAUUUAAAGGUUAUUUAUGUUACUAUUAGAAUUCCCUUAGUAUUUGAUUAUAUUUGUAAUGAAAUUAUUAGUAUUUUAGAUAUCUUAUGCCAAUUUGGAAUGGUAAUGAAGAACACAAUAGAUGAUUAAUAUGAGGAAGCAUUAUAAGAAAUAGAUUUGAAAUCAGCUUAGUAUCAGGAUGCAAGUGCCUUGAUUAUACCACUUUUUUUGAGUAGAAUAUUUUCAGCUGUUUUGGUGUUAUUUUUGAUGAUUUCAAUAGUGAGGUUCAUGGGGAAUUGGAGUCCAUAUUUAAAAUGCUAUGGAUUGGUCAUGAUAAGAUUCAACAGUUAAUCUUGGUUCUUGAUGCUUGUUCUGAUAUUCAUUAUCAGUGUUUGUGCAAUGUCGUGGAUUGUAACCAUUCAAGGCAAACUAAUAAACCAUGACAAUUUCAUUUAUACCUUUUUGGGAUUGCUUAGGUGUACCUUGAGAUUUGGAUUAGAUAAUGAUAUUGAACAAUAAGGGUUCUAUAAUACAUAUGCUAAAGAUAAAAUUUAUUCUUUUGAGACUAAAUAUUUACAAUACAUAAUAAUAAUCACAAUCACAAUGAUAAUGAUACCAAUAUUUAUUUCUUUAAUGACUGAUUUAGUUCAAAAUACAAAAGUGGAAGCAAAAUAGAAGAUGAUGGAAAUGAGAAGGCAAAAUUAAAAAUGA